This is a messenger RNA of Cutaneotrichosporon cavernicola, 1683 nucleotides long. RefSeq lists its product as uncharacterized. Lineage: Eukaryota; Fungi; Basidiomycota; Tremellomycetes; Trichosporonales; Trichosporonaceae. The record is from RefSeq and is a predicted model, not a curated record. The coding region runs from base 1 to 1683 and encodes 560 amino acids. Gene Ontology annotation, molecular function: CoA-ligase activity. The transcript has 2 exons. Gene Ontology annotation, biological process: secondary metabolic process.
AUGACGAUCUACACCUCGGACGUCGUCCUCCCGCGUAUCGACGUGUUCCGCUACAUGUUCCCGCAGGAGGCGGGCGAUAGCCCCAUCCCCAUGGCGGCGCGCAAUCCCAACCUCGUCUCGUACAUCUGUGGCAUGACUGGACGUCAGCUCAAGCGCGGCGAACUCGAGGAGAGCGCUAAGCGUCUUGCGUGCGGCCUCAAGAAGCGCGACAUUGGCCGCGGCGACACGACCUUGCUUUUGGGCCCCAACAGCCUCGACUGGAUCGUCGCGGCUUGGGGUAUGCAGGCGGCUGGUGUGACCGUGUCACCCGCCAACGUUGCGUACGGCCCGAAGGAGCUUGCGCACCAGUUCAACGACUCGGGCAGCAAGGCUAUCAUCCUCGCACCCAUGCUCCUUCCCGUUCUCGAGAAGGCGCGCCCGCUCUUCAAGAACGGCCUCAAGGACGAGCACAUCAUUGUCCUUAGCGGCACCGGCAAGUACCGCUCCAUCUACGAGAUCAUGGACUGCCCCCGCCGCCCCGAGCAGUUUGAGGGCGACGAGGCCGACUCCACCGCCUGGCUGUGUUACUCGUCCGGCACGACCGGCCUGCCCAAGGGUGUCAUGAGCUCGCACUUCAAUAUGACGAGUCAGAUCCAGUGCAUCACACCCUGUUACCCGGACCUGAAACCGGACACGGACGCCAUUCUUGGCGUCUUGCCAAUGAGUCACAUUUUCGGUCUCAUGGCCCUUGUCCACCAGCCCCUCACCAUUGGUGUCCCCGUGGUUGUCUACCCCCGCUUUGACGAGCUUGCCGUCCUCGACGGCAUCCAGAAGUACAAGAUCACCUACGCCAUUGCUGUUCCUCCCAUUCUCCUGUUGCUCGUGCACUCGCAGAACACGGCCAAGUACGACAUCACUUCGCUCAAGACAUUGCAGUCCGGCGCUGCCCCGUUGUCAGGCGAGCUCGCGGCAGCGUUCGAGAAAAAGUUCCCACAUUGCCAGAUUGCGCAGGGUUGGGGCCUUACCGAGACUUCACCCGCGAUCACGUACUGCAAGGCCGAAGACGCGGCCAAGCUGGACAAGAACGGCAAGAACCGCAAGGGGUCAGUCGGAAAGCUUAUCCCAUCGUACGAGCUGCGCCUGGUGGGCGACGACGGCAAGGAUGUGCCCGAGGGCCAGCGUGGCGAGCUUUGGGUCGCCGGCCCAUCAGUGAUGACGGGUUACCACAACAACCCCGAGGCGACCCGGAAGACGAUGGACGGCAAGUGGUUCAAGACCGGUGACGUCGGCGUGCGCGACGACGAGGGUUGGUAUUGGAUCGUUGACCGCGUCAAGGAGCUCAUCAAGUACAAGGGCUUCCAGGUGCCGCCCGCCGAGUUGGAGGCGCUUCUGCUCGAGCACCCACAGCUGCUUGACUGUGGUGUCGUCGGCGUGUGGGACGAAACGCAGGCGACUGAGCUUCCGCGCGCAUACGUCGUCGCCAAGCCUGGCCUUAUCAAGAACGCCCAGGACAAGGCACGCAUCGAGAAGGAGGUCGCCGAGUGGGUCCGCGAGCGCGUCGCUCAGCACAAGCGCCUCCGUGGCGGUGUUGUGGUCCUCGACGCUAUCCCCAAGUCACCGUCAGGCAAGAUCCUGCGCAAAGACCUCCGUGUGCAGGCGCAGAAGGAGCUCGAGGCCGAGAAGAAGGGCAAGGCCAAGUUGUAA